Molecule: messenger RNA, 684 nt
Organism: Cadophora gregata
Lineage: Eukaryota; Fungi; Ascomycota; Leotiomycetes; Helotiales; Ploettnerulaceae
Exons: 2
Coding region: 1-684 (227 amino acids)
Source: RefSeq, a predicted model, not a curated record
AUGAACUUGAGGAAGAAGUUAAGUUUGAUCUUGAUGUUCAGUCUUGGGAGCUUAGCUUGCAUUACAAGCGGGAUUCGACUGAAGUACCUGGUAGCUUUCGCCACCAGUAAAGACCCAACAUAUCUUCCACUAACAGGAGAUAAUUCUUUGCCCGCUAUUUGGAGUUUUGUUGAACUAUGCGUGGCAUUAAUAUGUGCUUGUCUUCCAGCAAUGCGAGCUCUCCUCUCUCGCUGGUUACCAGCCAUCUUCGACCUGGCAUCACAAUCCACACUCGACCUCAAAGAACUACCACCAUCAAGAACGCCUGAUGCAGCCGCAUCAUAUCACCUCCCACCACCCCCCAUAUCCAAAUUCAACACAUCCUUCGUCGAGAAAGUCGGUCCAUCAUACAACAAACGCGCCGUAUCCCGUAUAUCUUGCGCUCACUCCAACGUUCCAACACUGGCCUCAACCCGAUCAUCGGAUAUCUUCCCGCAAGGACUACCUUACCAAUUCCCAGGACAAUAUCCAGCACUCUACCGCGAAUGUGCCAGUCGUAACGUCUCCGGUAUGUAUAUGCCAAAGCCAAUGUCCAUCGCACAAAGCCUUUCCGCACAAAUCGAAUCGCAUUCUCCCGCCAACUCCGAGAUCAAGAUCUGGAUCAACCCACGUUUCGACGCCGACGGCAAUCUAAUCGAAUACUAA